GAAGAAGUAUGGCGAAUGACAAGGAUCCUCUGAGCCAAGUCAAGGAUCUAGCACUGCUCAAAGAUCAACUUGCAGACAUCCAGAAACGAGUGGAGAAUGAAGUGCAGGCUGGAAUACCACAGGGCGGUUCACUGUUAGCUUCUCCGUUUCUGAAGGGUUUCCUGGCUGGUUAUGUGGUGGCCAGACUUCGUGCCACAGCAGUUUUGGGGGUUGCUUUGGGAACCCUCACCGGCAUCUAUGCUGCACAAAACUAUGAGGUGCCCAACAUUGAGAGAACCAUUAAGGACUAUUUGAAUUCUUUGAAGAAAGGCCCCGGUAAUUAACAU
Molecule: messenger RNA, 326 nt
Organism: Trichomycterus rosablanca
Lineage: Eukaryota; Metazoa; Chordata; Actinopteri; Siluriformes; Trichomycteridae
Product: SLC35A4 upstream open reading frame protein-like
Exons: 3
Coding region: 9-323 (104 amino acids)
Source: RefSeq, a predicted model, not a curated record